Rotaria sp. Silwood1 is the source of this 912-nucleotide messenger RNA. NCBI's taxonomy places the organism in Eukaryota, Metazoa, Rotifera, Eurotatoria, Philodinida, Philodinidae. The record is from the annotation of a GenBank genome assembly.
AUGGCUCAAUCAUUUGACAUAUGUGAACAUAUGAUGCUUGGUCAAGCUAUUGCUGAUAAGUUUCAAGCAUCGACUGAUAUGGCUCUUUCACUUGGUAAAAGUUUACAAAAAUAUAAAGCAUUCAAGGAAUCUAGUGUCAUGUCUCAUUAUCUAUAUUUAUACCAUCUCUCAAAGCCUAAUGUUGGUGAGACAACUAAAUUAGUUUAUCAAGAACUUAAAGCAACUAUAACAAAAGCACCAAAUAAAUUAACAAGGGAACAAUUUAAAUUUCCAAUAGAAAAAAUCAAAAAUGCAUCACAAUCUGCUCAUGAACAAUUAAAAGGACUUUCAAGUGGAUGUAAUCCUGCUCUACGUUCUUUUCCACUUGCUUGUUGUCCAUGGAUCAAUGACGAUACUCUUUUUCAAAUAGCAUGUGAUGAAGCACAGCUUACGCAUUAUAGUAAUACAGCUGCACAAGUAUCUGGUUUGACGAACUUGAUUUGUCGACGUUUAAUCAAAGGUGACGAAUGGGCUGAUGCUAUCAAAGCUGCUUUUACAACUGUCCCCAAUCUGUUGGGUGAAAUUCAAGAAAUUCAACAUCGAUAUCAAAAUGAUACUGUUCUGAAUUCUCGUGUACAUGCUGCAUAUGCACCAAACACGUUACAUACUGCUUUAUAUUGUGUUACAAAGGCUGAUUCAUUUGAAAGUGCUUUGAAACAUGCAUAUGAACUUGAUAAACUUUUUUGUCCGAUUCUAGUCGGUAUAUUAGCUGGUGCUCGAUGGGGUGUGCCAUUAUCAAUGUUAGACAGGUGUCCUAAAGAUAAACUAAACGAAAUACAUCAAAUAGCAAAAUGUUUUACUGAUGAAUGGACGAAACAAUUAGAAAAUGGACAUAAAAAGACUAUUUCUUCCUUGUUAAAGUUAUUUCCUUGA